GCAUGACGUCAAUCUCAUACAGUAGUUUAUUGAAGGUCGCAGAAGUCGUGUUAAUUUCAUAUUAUUUCAUACAGUUGUUGCGCGCUACUGUUGUGAUAACAGUUGAUUUAGAAAAUGGCGUUAAACGCAACCGGUAAGUUGCUGAAGGCAACCACAUCGCCGUUGCGGACAAUCGUAGCUGCGUACCACCCCAAUGUAAUCGACCACUAUGAGAAUCCUCGUAAUGUCGGCUCUCUCGACAAGAAGGACGUCACCGUCGGUACUGGUUUGGUUGGUGCACCUGCCUGUGGAGAUGUGAUGAAGCUACAGAUCAAAGUUGAUGACAAUGGCAAGAUAAUUGAUGCUAAAUUCAAGACAUUUGGAUGUGGAUCUGCCAUUGCAAGCAGCUCUCUAGCCACUGAAUGGGUCAAAGGUAAAUCAAUUGAUGAGGCAGCUAAACUCAGAAAUACUGAUAUUGCAAAAGAAUUGGCUUUACCACCAGUGAAAUUACAUUGCUCCAUGUUGGCUGAAGAUGCCAUUCAGGCAGCUUUAUCUGAUUACAAAAUCAAGCAGAAGAAGAAGGCAGAGGCUGCAGGCUAAACAAAAGGUUUUGGUGAAAAUUUAAAGUUUGUUUAAAGGGAAUUUGUGAGAAUCUAUAGUGGGCUUAGUUUCUGAUACUCUGUAAAAAUUGUAUGUAUAAUAAAGAUUUUUAGGUGAA
Molecule: messenger RNA, 697 nt
Organism: Dalotia coriaria
Lineage: Eukaryota; Metazoa; Arthropoda; Insecta; Coleoptera; Staphylinidae
Gene: IscU
Product: Iron-sulfur cluster assembly enzyme
Exons: 2
Coding region: 115-579 (154 amino acids)
Biological process (GO): intracellular iron ion homeostasis; iron-sulfur cluster assembly
Cellular component (GO): mitochondrial matrix; cytoplasm
Molecular function (GO): 2 iron, 2 sulfur cluster binding; ferrous iron binding
Source: RefSeq, a predicted model, not a curated record